Molecule: messenger RNA, 2365 nt
Organism: Neolamprologus brichardi
Lineage: Eukaryota; Metazoa; Chordata; Actinopteri; Cichliformes; Cichlidae
Source: RefSeq, a predicted model, not a curated record
AUGAUCUCUGACUUCUGUGUUUGCCUGGUUGUACCUGCAGGCAUCGGGCCAGUGCUUGGCCUGUUGUUCAUCCCCCUGAUCGGCUCAGCCAGUGACCAGUGCAACAGCAGUUACGGCAGGAGGCGGCCUUUCAUCUGGCUGUUUUCGAUGGGAGUCCUUCUGGCGCUUUUCAUUAUUCCCCACGCUGACGUCCUGGCAGCCCACGUUGCUUGGGGUGGCCGCACGCUCCAGGUGGGCUUCCUGAUCCUUGGCGUUGGGCUCCUUGACUUCUGUGGACAAGUUUGCUUCACUCCGCUCGAGGCUCUUCUGUCAGAUUUGUAUCGGGAUGAGGAGGACUGCAGCCAAGCCUUUGCCAUGUUCUCCUUCAUGGUGAGCUUGGGAGGCUGUGUGGGUUAUUUGCUACCUGCGCUGGACUGGAGUCACGGCCUCCUCUCGGUUUACUUGGGAGGCCAAGCAGAGUGCCUCUUUUCCCUCCUCAUCCUCAUCUUCAUCUCCAGUGUGCUAAUCACCAUGAAGGUGUCCGAGGAACCCUCUUGUGCCAACAGCGGCUCGGGAGAGUCGGGAUCUCUACUGGAGCCGGGGACCGGUGUGAUGGAGGCCGGCCGGUGUGGCGUGCCACGCUCGUGCUGCUACCUGCUGAAGUGCAAGCUGAGGCUCCUCAAGUCUGGACCCCUGAUGUGCUUACUGAGGACGUGCUGGUCCAUGACGCCGGCCAUUUACAGGAGCUACUGCCACGUUCCACGGGUGAUGAGGCAGCUGUGCGUGGCUCAGCUCUGCAGCUGGAUGGCUGUCAUGUCUUUUAUGCUUUUCUACACAGACUUUGUGGGUGAAGGCCUUUACGAGGGCGUGCCCAGUGCAUUACCAGGGAGUGUGUCCAAACAAAGAUAUGAUGAAGGAAUCCGUAUGGGCAGCAUGGGCCUAUUCCUGCAGUGUGCUACCUCAACCUUUUUCUCUCUGGUUAUGAGUCGUUUGGUUCGGCAUUUGGGAUCCCGGUGGGUUUACCUGAGCAGCAUGGUGAGCUUCACAGUCUCCGCUUUGGUCAUCUGCCUGUCCAAAAGCGUCGUCUUGGUCACUGUAAUGGCAGCUCUCACUGGCUAUGCAUACGCGACACUGCAGACCCUCCCUUACACUCUCACCUGCCAUUACCACAAGGAGAUAGAGGUCUACAUGCCAAAAAGAAUAACCAAAAGCAGACAUAAAAACGGUGUAACAGCCAUGCGGGACUCUGUGUAUUUGACUCCUGUGGAAGAGGAGGGUGGACUGAACCACCAAACAGGGCCUCCUUACAGGCACGCCUUGUUCAGCCAGGACAGUUACGAGUACUACCCCGGCCCGCAAAGCCAAAACGGUUCGUCUCACAGCUCCAACGUCCCCGAGCAGGACGAAGCCGAGUCGGGCUUUGAGAAACGCGGUGUGGGCUUGGACUUCGCCAUCUUAGACAGCACCUUUCUCCUCUCUCAGGUUUUCCCCACCCUCUUCAUGGGCAUGAUUGUUCAGUUUGCUCAGUCCGUCACUGCCUAUAUCGCUUGCUCUGCCAUCUUUGGAGCUGUCGCCAUCUACCUGGCCAGUCAGAUUGUCUUUGACCAAAAGGACCUCAGAAACUGAGUGAUGGGAUCGCCGAUAAUCAACCCUUCAGGUUCCACGAGUGGUACUCGCUGCACUACUGUUCCCAGAAAGCCUUUUGCUAGUAACAUUUUUUUGCUUUCACCGACACUCUGCAUUAAGGUAUAUCUGUUAGCGUGUGAAACUGGCUUACCGAAGAUAAAGUCAGGAGCUGUUUGCCGUGUUAUUGCAGGAAUUAUCUGUUACCAGAAGAGUCACCACCUGCUCAGGUCCGAUGAGGUACAAUGUGUACUGAAACCUAUUGAAUUCAACAGACGUGUCUCUUUAAAACUGUCACGGCAUAAUUUCUGUCCACCUUUUUCCUCAGGUACCUUCAAACAGAUUUACUGUACAACCCGUCAACCUCGAAUACACCAACUAACUUUUCUGAAUCGUAUUUUUUAAUUAUCUUAAGCUACAGUUUUACACAGUGCAGUCUGUUUUUGUCUUUGCUCACUCGUCUUCACUGUCACUAAAGCAUUUCCCAUAAUGGUCAUCUUACUUAAUGACAUUUAAAAUUAAAUUAGGUGAGCGUGGGGAGUCGUCAAUCUAAUGCAAGAUGGCAGAACAGAUAAAUUGGUUUCUUCAGAAAUAUGCUACUUUAUUCAUUAAUUUGAGAGCAUCCAGAGAUGGUCUUGCCAACUCUGUAUGAUCUCUUAUUAGACCGUCCUUUCCUGCAAAAUGUCAUCAUCUUUCUACUUUAUAAUAGGGCUGCCACAAACGAUUAUUUUGAUAGUCGACUAGUCACCGAUUAUUUUUGCGA